UACUGAGUAGUGCGUAGUUCGUAGGAUACAUACGAUAGCAUCUCACCUUUAGAAAACUCGGGGUACCAUUUCCUCGAUUUUUUGGGGAGUUACUCAAGAUACUAUUGAUAUACCUGAACGAGGUAUCCACCAGCAAAAAAAGUUAUUAGCAGAAUCAAAAUGUCGAGGUCUUCUACUUUUGCGAAGAUACCGGCUCGAAUAUCUUUAUACCUUCUAGCGACAACAUGCAUCGCGGUUAGUUUUAUUUUACGAAUAGGGAUGAAUAUAUCAAUAUUAGCGAUGGUUAAAGAAGCAGGAACCAAUGAAUACCCCCCUAAAAACGUCAGUCAAACGUUGUGUUAUGUGAGGAACGAUACAGUUGCUAUACAGAAAAGCUAUGGUGGUACUUUCCAAUGGUCCAUAGAUGUGCAAUAUUACAUACUUACCUCCUAUUACUGGACGUACAUCAGUGGACAAGUGGUUGGAGGAAUAAUGGCACAUAAGUUUGGUGCAAAGGUUGUGAUUGGUAUAGGAAUGUUCAUCUCGGCAAUAUGUAAUAUGUGCAUUCCGUUUGGAAGCGACAUGAGCUAUGUGGUUGUGAUCAUUUUGCAACUUUUGAACGGAUUGGGAGCGGGGGUAGUUUGGCCAGCACUAUACUCUUUAGUAAGUUGGUGGAUACCUAAGCACGAACAAGGUCGGUUUUUGACUUGCUUGCAAGGUUUGUCAAUUGGUAUGGCCAUUUCACUAAUAAUAUCGGGAUUUAUAAUUGCAUCGCUUGGGUGGAAAUACGUAUUCUAUGUUUCUGGAACGUUAGGUAUUCUGUGGUGUCUUGCAUGGUACUUCUUAGCAUUCGACAAACCAGAACUCCAUCCCCGCAUAGAAUACAAAGAGUUACAUUACAUUUCGAGACACAGAGAAGACAUUUUGGAUCCAAAUAAACGGAUCAUACCUUGGAAGUGCAUUGUCCUAUCUCUCCCGGUUUGGGCCAUUGGAAUAUCCCAGUGUGGUAGAAUGUGGUUUACCACGAAUGCACAAAUCUACGGACCAAUGUAUCUCAAAUCAAUAAUUGGGUUGAGUGCAGAAAUGAACGGGCUUUGGGGCGGAGUUAUCUGCCUUGGGAACUUCCUCUCUGCCUUAAUGUUUUCGUACCUUGCAGAUAAAUUACUGAUGUACAAUUUUAUUUCGACAAGAAAUAUUCGCAAAUUAUUUACAGGAAUAGGAAUGAUCCUGCCUGGUCUGGGCUGCGUACUCAUAAAUCACUUGGGAUGCGAUACACAUUUGAACUUGACCGUUUGGGCGCUUUCACAAAUUUUUUCUAUGGCCUGUUUUCCUGGCGCCAUGGUCAAUAUAGUAGAUAUCGCCCCAAACUUAACGGGUUCAGUGACCAGCUUUAUUCAAGUGUUGCUGUUACUUCCGAACAUUUUCGCUACUUACGUCGCAAAAUCGUUAUUUAAGAGCUUGGACCCAGAGGGAGCUUGGCAGGUAAUAUUUUAUUCUUCGGGCGUGGUGCUAUUGACUUCAUGUUUGGUCUAUCUCGCAUUCGCUUCCGCUGAUGCACAAGCAUGGGACUACAAAAUGGUGCCUACAGAUGAUAAUGGGCAACAACUUGACCAAGUACAGUUGGUAGAAGAGAAAGAAGUACACCGUUAAGUCGUGUUUUGUAGACGUCUGUGUUGUGCUAUUGUUGUGUAAAGUUAGUAGAUAUGUACCCAUACCGUGGGUUAACACAUUCAAUCAUUGCCAAACCGUGACUUUUCUUCAAUUACUGAAUCGUGCGUAACAUUUUUUAAAAGUACCUGUCCAGUCCACCAUAUAGCUUCCCCAUUUCCUUCAAGUCGCUCCAAUCGCUGGACCUCUUUAGAGUUACUUCCCAAAUUCGGCUCCCCUAACUUGUUCCAUCAAAUGGAACAUAUCCAUACCUUAGCUCUGUAAAGAUUUCAUAAAUAAGUGGAAAUGCCUCACAUAGGGCUAAUGAGGUAUGUUUUGAGAAUAGUCUUCUUUCUAAAUCGUACGUACGUUAACCUUUAAGUCCCUCUAGUCAAAAUAUUAACCACAUAAUUACUUUACAUUUUCGACUGCUACUGUCCCAUCCAUUGGAAGGGAAAUGCAUUUUUAUAUCUCCUCUUGUUUGUGCUCCUU
Molecule: messenger RNA, 2118 nt
Organism: Photinus pyralis (common eastern firefly)
Lineage: Eukaryota; Metazoa; Arthropoda; Insecta; Coleoptera; Lampyridae
Product: sialin-like
Exons: 10
Coding region: 160-1629 (489 amino acids)
Biological process (GO): transmembrane transport; monoatomic anion transport
Cellular component (GO): plasma membrane
Molecular function (GO): transmembrane transporter activity
Source: RefSeq, a predicted model, not a curated record